Molecule: messenger RNA, 8458 nt
Organism: Clarias gariepinus (North African catfish)
Lineage: Eukaryota; Metazoa; Chordata; Actinopteri; Siluriformes; Clariidae
Gene: atrx
Product: ATRX chromatin remodeler
Exons: 35
Coding region: 283-6390 (2035 amino acids)
Cellular component (GO): nucleus
Molecular function (GO): ATP binding; ATP hydrolysis activity; ATP-dependent chromatin remodeler activity
Source: RefSeq, a predicted model, not a curated record
GCUCUUGCUUUGUGUGCUCGGCUCUCUGCCGUGGAGAUCCAGUGGUGUUACCGGGCUGUCUUAGGGAGCCGAGCAGCGCGAGUGUACACACACACACACACACACGUCAAAAACCGAGCCGGAUCACGGAGGGAAAUUUUGAAUUGUUUCAGCAGGGGUGAGAAUUCUUCUUGCAGACCCAGUAAGCUGACUGCUUUGGUGACAAAACUCCAUGAAUACUUGGAUCAUUGUCCAGAGGAAGAACCCGCUGCAUCUCAAGUUAAUGAAAUCUCCAGUGGUAACAUGGCCUCCAGUGAAUCAAAUGUUAAUGAUGAAAUAAUGGAAAAGCCCAGCUGUUCAACUGACCUCCCGAAGGCCACGCCGCGCUCCAAGAGAAAACCUGCAGUUGUAACAAAGCAUACAGUCGUAAACGAGCCCGAGUCCGUCGAUGAAUGUGAGCAAGAGUGUGUGGCUGAAAGUGCAAACGAUGGCACAGCUGAGAUAGACGAGAUCCCAGACGAUGUAGUUGUAGUGAAGCCAGAACCUGUUAACAAUGAAGGGAAAGAUGAAUUCAAAGGCCCAGAGUUUCGUAACAAAGGAGGAAGCAAAGUCAAAGAAGAGGGUCAAAGGAGGCGUCCUUCGGAGCAUCUUGAAGAGAUUAGGUGCUCAAGAGUUAAUUGCACUGCAUGUGGGCAGCAAGUCAAUCAUUUCCAGAGGGACUCUGUGUAUCAGCAUCCUGUACUCAAAGUUCUUCUUUGCAAAUCUUGUUUCAAGUUUUACAUGAGUGAUGACAUCAGUAAGGAUGACGAUGGGAUGGAUGAACAGUGCAGGUGGUGUGCUGAAGGAGGUAAUCUUAUGUGUUGUGACUAUUGUAGCAACGCAUUUUGCAAAACAUGUAUUCUGCGUAACCUUGGAAGAAAGGAGCUCUCCGGAAUCAUGAACGAAGACAACAAGUGGCGCUGCUACGUGUGCCAACCCGAGCCGCUUCAAGACCUUGUCGUGGCUUGCGACAAAGUUCUGAGAAACCUGGAAUGUAUGCAGAAGCCAAAGGGAGACCAAGACAGAGCGAGACGCGACGGCGUGAAGCACAAACAGGGCAAAGUGAAAAACACUUUAAACGGAAAAGACGCUAAUUCCGACGGAUCAGGGACGUUUACCUUUUCUUACAAAGCAUUGAAGGUUCCAAAAGAGCUGGUCAAAAAGACAAAGAAACUGAUCGAGACGACCAACGGCCUGAACAGCACGUUUGUGCAAUUCAUCAAGCAGGAACCGGUCUACCUUGGUGAUAACACCGUCCGACCCAGGCAUUUGAAAGCGUUCAGAUCCGUUUUGGCCGAUUUGAAAAAGGUCCACGCGACUUUAGAGGAGGCCCUAGAUGAAGAGUUCCGAGACCUAGAGGUUCAGAACGGAGAGGGGAAUGGGUUGGCGGAUAAUGUGAAAGUGGCGAACGCAGUCCCCAAUUCUGAGCAUGUUGACAAGAGUAAAGAUGAUCAGGUGGUUCUGGAUGCGAAGACAGAUCAGGAUCCAACAGUGUUAAAAGUCUCCAUGGAUGAGAAAAACGUAGUGGAAACCACAAAUAAAGCAGAACCCUCAGAGGAAAAUCCAGAGGGUGGGUUUAAAGGAAAUGAGGCGAAUGCAAAUGUUGCAAAGACUGAACCUGAAUGUGAGAAUGACAAUUCAGCAGCUGGUGAAGCCUCUCUUGACAAAGACAUUGUGUCUGUACCACCGUCUGUUCCUGAGGAACUCUUUGAGAUGGUUGAGAGCCUUUCAGAUUGUGUAAAACAAGAAGGUGACAAGGAGUCUCUGGAUUCAACAGACAGCACAUCAAGUAAGACGUCUGACAAAAAGUCAACAGCAUCCAGUAGAAGGUCUGCAAAGAUGAGUAAAAAGCUUGUUAUAAAGCUCACCCCUAUCCCCCUUAAAAGUACUAAGAAAGACGAGAGCAAGAUGCAGUCGAAAGACAAGGAUGGUGCUCUGUCACCGGACGAAAGCCGCCGUUCACCCAGGAUGAAAACGACCCCUCUACGCAAGUCGUCCGAAGGGAGGAAAAAGAGCAGGUCAGAUGAUACAAAAGCGAAUGACGAAGACUGCGACACUUCACAGAUUCCAGUUUCUGUCGGAAUGUCAGACUCUGACUCGGAUGAAGUCCCAGAGGUCCUGCGCCAGGUAGAAGGCAUGGAGGUCAGCUCAGAAGAACAGGAGGUGGAGCCUAACGGCAAGGCUACGGGCAACAGCAAAGCGAAAAAGUCAGCUGAUCAAUCCUCUGAAAGGACGGCGAAGCGCAAGCUCAUCGCGUCCUCCUCCGAUUCAGAAUCGGAUUCGGGCGUGAAGUCGUCCAAGGCGAAGAAACGAGCUGCCAAGAAAAAGAAAGGUAAAGAAUCAGAUUCUUCAAAUCAUGACUCGGAUCUUGAGAAGGAGAUCAAGAGUCUGAGGAACCUCAGUGCUGCGAAGAGAUCUUCUAAACGAGGCAAGAAGCAGGCGAACGAGAGUAAGAAGGACGAGAACGAGGAGGGCGACGAGGGCAAGAAGGGGAACGAGGGCAAGAAGGAGGAAGGUGACAACAAGAAGGAGGGUAAAAAAGGUAGAAAGAGAUCAUUUGAGCGAAAACGGAGGUCACAAAAAUCUAAAGAAAAUGUUACAGAAGAGUCGUCCUCCAGUGACGAUGAAGACGACGAUGAUGAGGAGGAGGAGCAAGCAGCAGACUCCGGACAGGAUAGCGGCGAUCAGCAGAAGAUAAAACCCAUUUUCGAGUCUGUGAUGCCUCAUGUGGAUGCGUUCCAGCAGUCAUCAGAGGAUGAAGCUCAAGUGAAGGAGGAACUCUCCCAGAUAGUUGAUGACGACGAUGAUCCUGAAAAUAGAAUUGCAAAGAAGAUGCUGUUAGCUCAAAUCAAAGCCAAUUGCUCAACAGAGGACGACAGCUCCUCAGAAGAUGAAGACUGCCAAAAAGACAAAGAGGAGAGGUCUACAACAAAGGAAAAGAAUGAGGGCAGCUCUGAGGGUGAAGAGGAGGAAGAGGACUCGGACUCCGGCUCGGAAGUGGACGGUAAAAAGGCCGGCCGGAGACACAAACUGCUUCGCAAGAAACUGUCACUUAGUGAGGGCGAGUCUGACAACGAUAAACCAGCCAAGAGCAAUAAAGAGGUCAAGAGGAGAGGAAGACUAAAAGUGAGCAGUGAUGACUCUGCUGAUUCAGACUUCCAUCGUUCAGGCUCCGCGUCAGGAAGUGAGUCAGCGCUGAGCGAGGGAGUGAGUGAGGACGACGAGGACAGCAAGAACAACAAACGGAGAACGCGAUCCUCCAAAAAAGCUGAAAAAGACGGCGAAAGGAGUUACCAGAAAGAGAAGAAGAAAAAGCGGCGGCGGAUUAAGGUUCAAGACGACUCCUCGAGCAGCAAGAGUGCGGAGGAAGGGGAAGAUGAUGAAGGUGGAGAAGAGGAUGAAAAGGGCACGCCGAAAGGCCGCAAGAAGAUCCGGAAAAUCCUGAAAGAUGACAAGCUGCGCUCCGAGACCCAGAAUGCUUUGAAAGAGGAGGAAGAAAGGCGUAAACGAAUAGCUGAAAAAGAGCGGCUGAGAGAAAAACUCCGAGAGACAAUCGUGGUGGAGGAAUCCUCACAGAUCGCCUGUCCCAUUACUACUAAACUGGUGCUUGAUGAGGACGAGGAGACCAAGGAGCCACUCGUCCAAGUCCACAGAAACAUGGUGACGAAACUGAAGCCUCAUCAAGUGGAUGGUGUGCAGUUUAUUUGGGAUUGCUGUUGCGAGUCUGUGAAAAAGACGAAGAAGUCAGCUGGCUCUGGUUGUAUCCUGGCUCACUGCAUGGGUCUGGGCAAAACCCUUCAGGUGGUGACGUUUCUCCACACCGUGCUGCUCUGCGAGAAACUCAACUUCUCCACGGCUUUGGUGGUGUGUCCCCUUAACACCGUCCUCAACUGGCUAAAUGAGUUCGAGAAGUGGCAGGAAGGCUUAAAGGAUGAGGAGUGCUUAGAGGUGACCGAGCUGGCCACGGUGAAGAGGCCUCAAGAGCGAGCAUAUGCUCUGCAGCGCUGGCAAGAAGACGGUGGCAUCAUGAUCAUCGGUUACGAAAUGUACCGCAACCUAACGCAAGGGCGCAACAUCAAGAGCAAAAAGCUUAAAGAGACAUUCCAAAAGACACUCGUUAACCCAGGUCCAGACUUUGUGAUAUGUGACGAGGGCCACGUGUUAAAGAACGAAGCCUCGGCCGUAUCCAAAGCCAUGAACUCCAUUAAGACCCGGCGACGAGUGGUGCUGACUGGAACGCCACUUCAGAACAACCUAAUCGAGUACCAUUGCAUGGUAAACUUCAUCAAAGAAAACUUGCUGGGCUCUGUGAAAGAGUUCAGGAACCGUUUCAUCAACCCCAUCCAAAAUGGCCAGUGCGCCGACUCUACGAUGGUCGACGUGCGCAUCAUGAAGAAGCGAGCACACAUUCUCUACGAGAUGCUGGCAGGAUGCGUCCAAAGAAGAGACUACACAGCACUUACUAAGUUCCUGCCACCUAAGCACGAGUAUGUGCUGGCUGUGCGGAUGACGCCCGUGCAGUGCAAGCUGUACAGAUACUAUCUGGAGCACUUUACAGGUGUUGGUUCUGCUUUGGAGGGGGGGAAAGGCCGGGCAGGCACGAAGCUUUUCCAGGAUUUCCAGAUGCUCAGCAGAAUCUGGACACAUCCUUGGUGUCUCCAGCUGGACUAUAUCAGUAAGGAAAACAAGGGUUACUUUGAUGAGGACAGCAUGGAUGAAUUUAUCGCCUCUGAAACCGAGGAGUCAUCGAUGAGCCUGACCUCUGAAGAUGAAAAACCAAAAAGGAAGAAGAAACGGGGGAGGGGCAAAGGUGAGAGCUCGGACAAGUCCGACAGUGACGACGUGGAGGUGAUUAAGGAGUGGAACACAAGCUCCCGUGGAGGAAACCCAGAGGGGAGGAAUAGAGCAGAGCCUGUAGAAGAAGUAGUUCGCGCCAGCAGUUCUGGCCCGGGCAGCCCGUCUCCUGACUGGUACAAGGAGUUUGUGACCGAAGCAGACGCCGAGAUUCUGGAACACUCCGGAAAAAUAGUGCUCUUGUUUGAAAUCCUGCGAAUGGCAGAAGCCCUGGAAGAAAAAGUUUUGGUGUUCAGUCAGUCUCUCAUUUCACUGGACCUCAUUGAGGAUUUCCUGGAGUUGGCCGGCAGAGCGAAAGAGGAAGAAAAACCCUCUCCUUACAAAGGUGAGGGCAAAUGGUUCAGAAACAUUGACUACUACCGUCUGGAUGGUUCUACUAAUGCCUUGACUAGGAAGAAAUGGGCUGAAGAAUUCAAUGACACCAGCAACGUUCGGGGUCGUCUUUUUCUCAUCUCCACAAGAGCUGGCUCUCUGGGAAUCAACCUAGUGGCAGCAAACAGGGUCAUUAUCUUUGAUGCCUCAUGGAACCCGUCUUAUGACAUUCAGAGCAUUUUCAGAGUCUACCGCUUUGGCCAAGUGAAAACAGUGUAUGUCUACAGGUUUUUGGCUCAGGGAACCAUGGAGGAGAAGAUUUACGACAGGCAGGUGACCAAACAGUCCCUGUCAUUCCGUGUGGUGGACCAACAACAGAUUGAGCGCCACUUCACUAUGAACGAACUGACUGAACUUUACACUUUUGAGCCAGACCAGCUGGACGAUCCAUCGGAAAAGAAAAGCAAGCGGUCCACACCCAUGUUACCCAAGGACCCUUUCCUGGCCGAGCUUCUUCAGAACUUCAAAGAUCAGAUUGUGGGUUACCACGAGCACGAUUCCCUGCUAGACCACAAAGAGGAGGAGGCUCUGAGUGAGGAGGAAAGGAAGGCCGCCUGGGCCGAGUAUGAGGCAGAAAAAAAGGGUCUGUCCAUGCGCUUCAACCAGCCGACGUAUCCUCAAGUAGGCAUCGGAUCGUCGAGCUACUUCCCCUUCAACGUGGCAGCUCUGGCCUCCAUGUCCAACCAGCAGCUUGAGGACCUGAUCAACCAGGGUCGACAGAAGGUGUUGGAAGCCACCAAUGCUCUGAAGGCUUUGCCCCGGGAGCCGUUUGAGGACAUUGUCGGGCAGGUGUGGAAGGAGAAUCCGAAUCUGUCAGAAACCCAGGUGCAGAGCAUGGCUCUGGCCAGACAGGCAGCCAUCGACAUGGAGCUGAAGCACAGAGAGUCCGUGUACCGAGACAUUCUCAACAAGCAACAGACGCUGAUGAUGUAUGUGCAGAAGGUGAUCGCCAAUCGCAAGGUCCAGGAGCAGCAGCUGGCGCUUGCCAGACAGGGGCUUCUGAUGAACCAGUUAGCCAUUCAGAACGGCAUUGCUGGGGGAAUGAAUCAGAUGGACCUGCUCGGUCUGUACCAACAGCUGGGUGCCCUCCAGGGUCUGCCAACCUCUCAGAUAGGCAAGAACCCUGGGCCGUCAAAGGGCUUGUAGAUGCCCUCAGCAAAAAAAAACCAUGUUUGUGUUUGGCCAGCCUCUGUGUGGUGGGCAUCUUAAUAAAUAACCACCUUGGACUCUCUUGCCCCUUUUGAGCUUUCAUGAUAAAAUCUAGGAUGGAUAUCUAAAAGACUUUGGGCAGUAUGGUUUGUAAUUCUCUGUAUAUACAGCCUUAGUGUUUAAGUUUUAUUCCUUUUUUUUCUUUCUUCAAAAUAUUUAAAAUAUUCUCCCAAAAUGCUUUUAAGCAUUGCAUUGUUCUUUUCCCCUUAAAUAAGGGCUGUGCAUUACUUGAUUUUUUUUUUUUUAUAUAUAUACAGGUCAAGGAAAAAACAAACAAAGAACUUUACAACCUCUGUGGACCAUAGUGUUGCUCAUUACGUAUGUUCUAAGUGAUCUAGAAGAAUCGUAUUAGGUACUGCAUAAUAUCUGUUUACUAGUGGAUGAUGAGUGGUGCUGUGAAAGCCCAGUGCUCAGUACGCACUGUUCUAAACACCUUAAAAAAAAAAGAAGGAAAAAAAAAGAUGCAGUGAUGGCCUUACAUCAACAGUUUGUUGUUUUCAAACACACUGAACAGACUCUUCUUUUCUAUCCUGCUUUUAGGCUUUUACACUUGUCGUUGCUUAACUUGUAAUGGAAUGCCCGUGUUGUUAAAACUGCUUGCCAGAUUCCCUGGACUUUUGUAUCUUCUAAUCCCUUGUUGUAAAGUGAUGCCUAGCAUUAGUGUCGUACUGUUCAUUUGUUCUGUUCCGCUCGUCUUGGCGGGUUCUCGUCUCUCUCUCUGAGAUGACUGGUCGUGCUCCUGUAUUUUCGAGGCAAAUUUUAAGUGGUUAGGCUGCAUUUAUCUUCUAAUGCUAACUAACCAUAUUGGCUGGCCCUAAGGCUACCGUACUCAACUUUCAGCACAGAUAAUACUGGCAUAGAUGUUUCUAAUUGGAUUCUAGUUUGCACAGGAUGCAUUUUAGAAACGUAGAUCAACUUUUCAUUUUCCUCACAAUGUUCUCAUGUUAGCAACUAUUAUCCACUUGUUUUGCCAUUUAUCUGAUCUACUAUUUACUAGAAUAAGUAUUUAAUAUUACAUUUAAAUAAAGUGACCAAAAGGGUGAUUUGCAUUUAGUACUGUCAUUGGUGUCAUUAGAUGUUUGUUUAUACAUCUGUUCAUCUGUAGAUUACAAACCUUGCCUUGUUGGUGGCUUCAAUCCCAUGAUCCUUCAGCUCAGGUGACAAACUUUUAAAUCACCAGAAGGCAUUCAACUUGGUCACAUGAAUCCUGUUGGAUUAUUUUUGGUGCCAUAUUAUUAUUAACAGAUAUAUUUAUCAUUAUGAUGUAAGUGUGAUCAUCCAUGCGAUGUGAAACCCCCCCGAAAAGUAUCACAGCCUUUAAGUGUCUUUCACAUGUUUGUCCUUGACUGACUCACGACUUAAGUUAUGUUAUAAACUGAAGGUAUAUAAAAUUUGCACAUCAAAAAAAACAAAGAAAACCCCUAAUAAAAUAGCACUGCCAACCCAGCAUGGCAAACACUCCUUGCAACAGUAAUAAAGCACCAAACUGUAUGGGGGAAGUCAAAAGUUUGGACACGCCUUCAAAUUCCAUGGUGUUUCCUGAUUUUUUUUUUCUUCCCCUCUUUCUACAUUGUACAACAAUGCUGAAGGCAUCCAAAUAGGCAAUAAUCUCCUUUGAACAGUUAUUGAGUUGUGUCUGCUACUUAUGCUCUGUAAAGCCUUCAUAAUGGCUCUAAUCUGAGGUGCUGUUUGUUAAUUGGUGAUUUUUGAGGCUGAUGACUCUAAAUAAACUUCUCUGCAGCAGAGGUAAGUUUAGGUCUUGCUUUCCUGGUAUGGUCUUCAUGAGAGACAGUUUCAUCAUGGGGCUUUAUGGGUUUUGCAAAUGCAUUUGACACAAUACUGUUCUUGCUAUUCCAAAGAACUAUUCCAAAACAUUUGACCCUCACAUUAUAAAGUAACUUGCUGCUGUAUUUGUUACUAAAUUAUCUAAUGCCGUAUGUUAUUUCAUAGUUUUGAAAUCUUCAGUAUUGUUCUAGAAUGUAAAUAAAUCCAAACUUGUGUCCAA